Culex pipiens pallens (northern house mosquito) is the source of this 2963-nucleotide messenger RNA. RefSeq lists its product as uncharacterized. The transcript has 5 exons. Gene Ontology annotation, molecular function: sequence-specific DNA binding. NCBI's taxonomy places the organism in Eukaryota, Metazoa, Arthropoda, Insecta, Diptera, Culicidae. The record is from RefSeq and is a predicted model, not a curated record. Bases 171 to 2927 code for a protein of 918 amino acids.
GGAGGGAGAAGCGAAGAGGUCUUCUUAUUCUUUAUUUUUUCUUGUUGUUGUUUUUGUUAUUUUAUGCAAGAUAAUUUUUCCUCUUAUUUAAAUUUCAUGUCAAACAACAUCGCGCUUUCUUGACAACGCUAAUUUUCUUGCCACACAAUUUCAAAACAGUGCUCAAGAUCAUGCAUGACUCAUGUGAUGCAACUUUUCUCACUUAUGUUUGGUUGUAUACGCGGAUCGCUUGCAGCAGCUGUCACAAGUUUUUGCUACUUCGCACUUUAACCUGCGUCAUUUUUUUUAUUCUGCUCGCAAUGAAGUGCAAAAAGAAGAACUGCGGCCGAAAUUCAGAAUAUUUCCAGAAUCUUCAGUUCCAUCGGUUCCCGGCAGAACCCGAGCUACGGAGGAAGUGGACAGAAUUUGCCGGCCUUAAGCAGGACGUGGUUAUUCAGUCGAGUUUCCGGCUUUGCAGCGCGCACUUUACCAACGAGGACUACGUCGUGGACAAAAGCGGAAAGAGAGAGCGAAAGAAAACAGCGGUCCCCAGCAUUCCCGCCGAGCUUGAGGUUGACUCGGAUAGCGAGGAAGCGGAAACAUCCCGACCGAAUGUUCCUCUUCCGCUAUACUCUUCGCCGGCGCUGCAAGACCACAACUAUGUGGAUUUUAUUCUGAGCUGUACUCGGUGGAAUGAGUCGGAUGAUGACGAACCUGUCACCGGAACGACAACUGCGAAAAUUUGCGCCAGCCCGGGCAAGGCGAUUGUAGAUCAGCCACCGGUUAAAUCCCAGCGCUCCUCUUCAAGCCACAUCAGAUGCGCCAAGACGAUCAAGCAGUGGAAAAGAAAAACCAGCUUUUGGAAGUCCAAGGCUCUGAUGUGGCAACGAAAGUACGAGGACAAAACGGAAAAGGAAUCUUCGAACGAGCAAAAGUUGAUCAAACUUUUUCAUAAAAACCAAUCGGAUGUCCUUCUGGGGAGAAUCACACGGGUGCAGAAGUGGUCCAAGGAAAUGGUCCUGGAAGGUUUGAAGGUCCGUUUCGUGUGUGGUAGUGGCUACGACACGAUUCGACAACUUCCGUACGUAGUCCUUCCUAGCUACCGGAGCUUAACCGAGCGGCUCCAAUCGAUUCAUUUUGACACCGGAUAUCUUCGGGAAUUCCAUGAAUUUUUAAAAAUCAAGGUUCCUACGAUGAGCGACGAUGAACUUGAUUGUGGUGGAGUACUCGACGAAGUAUCGAUCGAUGAGGGGGAAGAUUUAUGCUCCAGCAAUCAUAAAAACUUCGGCAAAACAACUCUACCACCGAGUGAUGAUCUGGCCACCCACGCCAUAGUGUUCAUGCUGGUCGGCAUCAAAGUGAGAUGGAAGCAGGUUAUUGCCUACGAUUUUACGGGAAAUUCUAUUCCAAAAGGCGCGCUGAAGUCCAGGGUGGACACUAUUAUCCAAGAGUGUGAAUCCAUCGGUCUGAGAAUCCAUUUCUUCACUGCUGAUUAUGGAGCUGCCAACCGAACAAUGUGGCAUGAUUAUGGAGUCAGCACGAAGAAGGACAGCUUAAGUGCGAUUUCCGCUAUCCCACAUCCGGUGGCUCCCGGGCGUACGCUUGAGUUCAUACCAGAUCCCGUACAUGUUUUCAAGAACAUUGUACAGGGCUGGUUGUCGAACUCUGUGCUCAAGUUGCCAGAUUGGUACGUCAGUCUUCGAAGUUUGAACUCCAACAUCGUGGACACAGCUCACUUGACAAGACUAGUCCAGACUGAGCAGAACCAGCGCGUGAAAAUGGCUUAUAACCUGAUGCCUGCUGACGUUGAUUUCGAGCACCUCAAAAUUUCCAACGUGGACAAGAUGAAAGUCAGCAACUCCACGAAGUACUGCAACAAUCAUUUGGCCGCCGCUCUUAACGUCCUGGCUGAUCAGACCGGAGAAUUGUGCUUGAAAACAACGGCCGCUUUCAUAGCAGACCUCGUUCUUUGGUACGAAGUGAUGACAUCUCGAACCAGCGAAUUUUCGUUGAAAGCAUCGGACCCUACAUUUACGAAUCAUUUGAAUAUGAUGGUUAAACUCAUCCCGGACAUCAAGGCUGGAGCAGAAGGUCACUGGAAACCAUGGCAGUUCGCGUUUGUCAUGAGCACAACGGCGGUACUUCGUUUGGCCAGAAUGCUGAUCGAAGAAAAAGGGUACUCGGAAGUCUUCUGCUCGAGGUUUGACCAGAACUGCUUGGAGAGUCUGUUUUCGGUUGUACGUUCCAAGCAAAAACGUCCAACGGCCCUCCAAUUCCGUUGCCAUUUACGGACUAUCGCAAUUUCGCAAUACAUGCGGGAAGUGCCGGGCAGUUCGUAUGACAUGGACGAAGGAUCUUAUUUGAACAACUUCAUGGACUAUGUUGACCAAAAGAACAAGGAGGAAAAGCUAGAGAAGAAAAAAAGCCUAGCUGCUCGCCAAAUUGUGAUGACCAACUCAGAUGCUCCUGUUGUGUACGUAGAGAGUAGAGCGCUGCAGCUUCUGUCCCACUAUAACAACGCUGAGGCAAAUGCCACAUAUCACACCGCUGGUUAUGUUCUUGGUAGCAUUGCCAAGAGAAUGAAACAUCGCGAUUGUUGCCUGAAACAUUGCAUAAGAAAAACACCUCUGGAAAAGCAUUAUGCCAAAUACUCGAGCUUGCUGGCCAACGCUCGAAGAAAGCCGUAUGUUUUCGUUACUCAGAUUGUUUUUUACUUCGUUUUGUGUCUAGAAGCUAGCUGGGAUGAGCACUGGCAGACUGGAGAAAAAAUCAGUGGUGCAGCUCUGGCUGAACUGGAAGUAAAAUUGUCUGUUUUUAACUUGAAAGUUCCUUCGUGCCAUAAUCUGAAGGGCAAGAUCAUCAGGACAUUCAUUCGCUUUAAGUCUAAGACGGCCCGUGUGAAGAAAAUGAGGAAACGGAAGUAUGACAGCCGUAGCAUGGUUGUUUAAGUUUUUUUUAUUCAUUGUUACAUUGUACUGCACUGA